Molecule: messenger RNA, 2104 nt
Organism: Apis dorsata (giant honeybee)
Lineage: Eukaryota; Metazoa; Arthropoda; Insecta; Hymenoptera; Apidae
Product: aminoacylase-1-like
Exons: 5
Coding region: 69-1274 (401 amino acids)
Biological process (GO): amino acid metabolic process
Cellular component (GO): cytoplasm
Molecular function (GO): aminoacylase activity
Source: RefSeq, a predicted model, not a curated record
CAAGCGGCAGGCGUCUGCUAUGACAGUCGACUCAGCAGCGUCCGACGCGACGAUCAGCAGACAGCGCAAUGUCUUUGUCGUCCCAAGUUCAGUUGGACGCAACAGCUGUAGAAAAUUUUUGUGAAUACUUACGUAUACCAUCAGUUCAACCGAACGUUAAUUAUGAUGAUUGUGUCGCUUUUCUUGAGAAACAGGCAAAGUCUCUUGAUUUACCUAUCAAAAUAUACUAUGUUGACCCAAAAAAACCAAUUGUGGUUCUCACAUGGAUAGGCAUAGAUCCGUCAAAACCAGCUAUUUUAUUAAAUAGUCAUAUGGACGUUGUACCUGUUUUUGAAGAUAAAUGGACUUAUCCUCCUUUUGAUGCUCAUAUAGAUGAAAAAGGAAACAUAUAUGCACGUGGUAGUCAGGACAUGAAAUGUGUUGGAAUUCAAUAUUUGGAAGCAAUUCGCCGUAUGAAACUUACUGGACAACGUUUUAAAAGAACAAUUCAUAUUUCUUUUGUACCAGAUGAAGAAAUAGGAGGAGUUCUUGGCAUGGAAGAUUUUGUACACACAAAAGACUUUCAAGCUUUAAAUAUUGGUUUUGCAUUAGAUGAAGGUGUAGCUUCACCUGAAGAAAGUUUUUUUAUGUUUUAUGGAGAAAGAUCAAUUUGGCAUGUUGUAAUAGAAUGUUCAGGCAAUCCAGGUCACGGAUCUCUUCUACUGGAUAAUACAGCUGGAGAAAAAAUAAGAGUCAUAAUUGAUCGUUUUAUGGAUUUUAGAGCUAAGGAGAAAGCAAAAUUGGAAGAUCCAAAAAUACAGCUUGGUGAUAUUACAACUAUAAAUUUAACAUUAUUGAAGGGUGGCGUACAACCAAAUGUUAUACCUCCUUGCUUGACAGCAAUUUUUGAUUGUCGACUUGAUCCUUCUAUUGAUCAUUAUGAGUUUGAAGCUAUGAUUAAAAAAUGGUGUGAAGAAGCUGGUUCUGAUGUUACAUAUUCAUUUGAACAAAAAAAUCCUAAAGUUGAAAAUACAAAACUUGAUGAUUCUAAUCUUUUUUGGAUUGCUUUUAAAAAAGCAUGUGAUGACCUUGCAAUACAGUUACAAAUAGGAAUUUUUCCAGGUGGAACUGAUAGUCGAUAUAUAAGACAGGUUGGAAUUCCUGCUAUUGGUUUUUCACCCAUGAAUAAAACUAAAAUGCUCCUUCACGAUCAUGAUGAAUAUUUGAAUAAAGACAUUUUCUUAAAAGGUAUUGAAAUAUAUAUGAAAAUUAUAGCAGCAGUAGCAAAUGUCUAAGUCAAUAUAUUAAGUUUAAAAAAUAUUUAUAAUAUAUAAAAAUAUGAUGAAGUAAAUAAACAACCUAGUGCAAUAAUGCAUAAAGUUUAAAAAUGUUACAUAAAUUUUAAAAUUUAUAAUUGUUAUAAAAAUAUAAUUUAUAUAUAUGUUAUAUAUAUUUAUAUAAAUAUAUCAAAUUACUAAGUAAUAACUAUAAAAGAAAAAUGUUCGAUAUAUAAGUGAAAAAUUAAUAUAAUCAUAUGAUGAUUCAAUGGAAUUCAUUAUUUCAACACACUGUCAGUUUUGGUAGUUAGAAAAUAAUUGAAAACAAGUUUCUAAGAGAAUAUCAAUGCGAAUGAUAUGUUCCAACAAUAUGGAAAAGAAAAUCUCAUCAAGAGGAACAGAACUGAUUUAAAUCAGGUAUUAAAAAGUGUAUUUAUGGAUUUUUCUAAUGAGUUUGUAUAACUUAAUAUUUAUUAUGAAAUCUUUUUAUAAAUCAAGUACAAAAUAGUACAAGAAAUAUAGUACAAAAUAUUUUUUCUUCGUAAUUGUAUAUAACAUUUUAUAAUUGAUGAUUUCUGUAAAGGUGUUAAAUUUUUUUUACAUAAAGUUUACUUUAAAAAUUUUUAUUACAUAUGUAACAAUAAUAUAUAUAUUUUAAUGAAAAUGAUAAAUGAUUAUUUAAACUAUAAUAUAUAUAUAGUUAUAUAUAUUUAUAUAUAGUUUAAAUAAUCGUUUAUCAUUUUAUAUUAAUAUAUUUAUCCAUUUUAAAACUUAUAGCAAAAACCGUUAUAUUAAUAAUAUAUUUUUAUGUAUAAUAGAGUAAAUAUAUUGAAAAAGUCGUCUAUUAA